Molecule: messenger RNA, 2022 nt
Organism: Lichtheimia ornata
Lineage: Eukaryota; Fungi; Mucoromycota; Mucoromycetes; Mucorales; Lichtheimiaceae
Exons: 8
Coding region: 1-2022 (673 amino acids)
Biological process (GO): long-chain fatty acid metabolic process
Cellular component (GO): endoplasmic reticulum; membrane
Molecular function (GO): long-chain fatty acid-CoA ligase activity
Source: RefSeq, a predicted model, not a curated record
AUGGUGACCUUGACAAUGGAUAAGCAGACAAUCGAAAUCCCAAAUGAUGUGCCUGGCGAGUCGCCGAUUUUGAGACGCACACCUGAGUUGAUGGAUUCAUUUGUGCCUGGUAUCAACAAUCUCUAUGAUCUCUUUUAUAAUGGCUACAAGCUAUCUCGCGACCAACCAUGUCUUGGAGAAAGACCCAUUCUCGAUCGAACAACGGGUGAACGCGCCAAGCAUUUCGAAUGGCAGACCUAUGAACAAGUUGCUGAACGUGUGGACAACUUUGGCAGUGGCCUUAAGCAUGUGUUACAACAAAUCGGUGAGACGCGUCCCAAGCAGAUCCCCAUUGGCAUUUGGUCCGUGAAUCGUCCUGAAUGGCAUAUCGUUGACUGGGCAUGUGCUGCUCACAGUCUUUAUGUGGUGGCUCUCUAUGAUACAUUGGGUCCUGAUACGGUGGAAUACGUGGUGAAUCAUGCUGAAAUCCAAGUCGUUGUAUGCAGCAAGGAGCACGUUACCGACCUCCUCAAGCUCAGAAGCAAGCUACCUCAACUCAAGGCUAUUAUAUCGUUUGAUACAUUGGAGAAGGAACAAAGUCAAGCAUUGCAUGCAUGGGCUGAAGAGAAGGACUUGUUGUUGGUGGAAUUUGCAAACGUUGAACAGCAUGGCAAGGAGAAGCCUGUACCCCACAAUCCAGCUCAACGCUCUGAUCUCGCUUGUAUCAUGUACACUAGCGGCACCACAGGCAAAUCCAAGGGCGUCAUGCUCACUCAAGGCAACUUUGUGGCAGCUGUCAGUGGAGCUAUCUACAAUGUCAAGUCAUCUCCAGCUGAUGUAGGCAUAUCCUAUCUUCCCCUUGGCCACAUCUAUGGUCGAGUGGCGGAUGCAUUUACAGUGGCAGGUGGAGCGAGUUUGGGUUUCUUCAGUGGAAAGAUCGACAAUCUUUUCGAGGAUAUGCAGAUUUUAAAGCCAACACUCUUCAACACGGUGCCUCGUUUAUUGAAUCGUAUAUACGCUGGUAUUGUACAAAGUACACUUCAAGCACCAGGACCAAAAGGAGCGCUUUUCCGCAAAGCUAUUGCUACCAAAUUGGAGAAUCUUGAACAAGGCAAAGGCACGCAACACCCUGUGUACGAUCGACUCUUAUUUGACAAGGUGCGUCAGGUGCUUGGUGGUCGUGUACGCUUCAUCAAUACUGGUGCUGCUCCUUUGGGCAAGGAAGUUAUGCAACUUUUACGUGUCACACUACUUGCAGAUAUCCGAGAGUCCUAUGGGGCCACAGAAAGCAAUGCGACACUUACCAUGCAGAUCGAAGGAGAUCCGAAGCCUGGUUGUAUUGGCAUCCCUGCUCCUUGCAACGAGAUGAAAUUGGUUGAUGUGCCCGAGAUGAAUUAUCUAACCACCGACAAACCAUAUGCACGCGGUGAGAUUUGUGUACGAGGUUAUAAUGUCAGCUUGGGAUAUUACAAAGAUGAGGAAAAGACCAAUGAGGCUUUUGACAAGGAUGGAUUCUAUCACACGGGUGAUAUCGGCAUGAUUGAUGAGCGUGGAACCUUCAUGGUGAUUGAUCGCAAAAAGAACAUCUUCAAGCUAUCUCAAGGCGAAUACAUUGCACCUGAAAAGAUUGAAAACAUCUAUGCACGUGAUAUUCUGGUGUCGCAGAUCUUUGUAUACGGCGAUUCUGUGCAAAGCUGUUUGGUGGCUAUUGUCGUACCGGAUCCACUUGAACUCGGCAAAUUGGUCCAAGAAAAGCUGCCCAAGUUCGCAUCGCUUAGUUAUGAGGAGUUGUGUAAUAACCCCGAGGUUCAUAUCGCUGUCCUUGAACGCAUGACGGAGAACGGCAAGCGAGCUGAAAUGCGUGGAUUUGAAUUCGUCAAGGCUAUCCAUCUCGAUUCAAAGCCUUUCACUGUCGAAAACAACCUGCUUACACCAUCGCUCAAACUUAAACGACCCGAAGCUCGCAAAUUCUUCCAAAAGGAGAUCGAACAGCUGUACCAAAAGCUCGCCAAUCCAUCAGCUGGCAGUGCUGCUCGUUUAUAA